Molecule: messenger RNA, 1644 nt
Organism: Amphibalanus amphitrite
Lineage: Eukaryota; Metazoa; Arthropoda; Thecostraca; Balanomorpha; Balanidae
Product: biogenesis of lysosome-related organelles complex 1 subunit 2-like
Exons: 6
Coding region: 250-741 (163 amino acids)
Biological process (GO): endosomal transport; lysosome localization
Cellular component (GO): gamma-tubulin complex; BORC complex; BLOC-1 complex
Molecular function (GO): gamma-tubulin binding
Source: RefSeq, a predicted model, not a curated record
UUGCUUAUUAGAUGGUACACUUAACAACUUUUGCAAGAUAAAGACCAUCAAAGCAUUGGCGAUGCCUGCGCUGCCCAUCACUGCUUACCCCGGCCCUGCUUUUAGUGACUGGUGCUAAUCUGGCCUGUAACCUGCUGUGGACAUUGUGAGGCAGUAGAUACAACAGAACACUGCCUGAGAGGCAUCAUCUCUUAGAUCUCUGUCUGGCUGAUAGCUUCAAGAAGCAGCCUCUCGUGAAGGUCAGCUGUGAUGGCCGAGGCUGCCCCCGCUGGCGCUGAGGGUGGCGAGGGUGUCGUACCCUCCCCGCGCCGACGGCCCGACAUCGACACCCCCGACCCAGCCGACUCGCCACGCAAAGGCGCCAGUAACAUCUCCACGAGCACGAGCAGUUUCGAGGCAGGGGUGCAGCACGACCCUAAUCUGAACAGACUGGCGGUGAACAUGUUCACCAAGACCGAACAGUACCUGCAGGGUGAACUGGACGCCGUUCUGGGCGAGUACCACCUGCUAACCGAGAUGAACCGCCGCACAGAAGCCAAGUACCGUGAAAUGCGCGACACUGGCCGGGAAACGCAGACGGCCAUUGAACUCCUCAACGCCAAAUACCUGGAAUUGGAACCGUGUCUUAGGCAACUGGAGGAGGUUGACCGAAGUCUUGCCAAGCUGGAGUCGGCCGCCAUUCAGCUGGACUCGUACUCCAAACAGCUGGAGAAUCGGUGUCGAGCGCUGGGAUCGCGGUGAACAGUGCAUGGUGGUACGGUAUGAUCGCGGUAAAAUGUUCAGGGGACUGAGGUGGAUAUGUGGAUACCAGUGUUGCGUGCUCAGGAGAGUGUCUCUGCACAUUUUUUAGUGGACAUACUGAUGAAGACAUUGUAAUAGUUUCCAUAAAAAGUGAAAGUGGUAUUGGUACUGGCUUCAAAAGUUACUCACCGAAAAUUUCCGUCAGAUUCAAGGUAGGACAUCGACUUAAUAUUGAAAUAGGGUUUGUCAUGUUGACAUUGUAUCAAAAUGUAGGCUGGCGACUGAUGAGUGUCUUCUGAGCUUACAUUCGAAGUACCUAUGUAUAGCUUUGACGUGAGCCUGUGCGCAUUGAUUAAUCCCCACAUGUACCUACUGUGUUGCCCGUGUUCUUUAUGCAUGGGAAAGCACUAGGAGAUCUGUCAAAAUUUCAGGGGGGGGGGGGUGGGUCCAGGCUGGGCAGAUGGAGGCGGGCUGGAUGCAGUACCAUUGACUUACAUAGCAGUAAUUUGCUUUCAGGGGGGUCCUGACCCCCCCCCCCCCGACCCCCCCGAAAUCUCCACCUUUGUGGGAAAGUAUACAGGGGGUUACCCUCCGACAGUCAUUGAUCAGUACAGACCGGAUGGUAACUGAUAUACUGGCUCGACAAAUGAACGCUGACGUCACAGUCUUUGUGAUUAGGCGGUUGGCAUAGGUCUGGCUCUGUACGUGUAAAAAUCGAUUGGGCUAUUGUAUGGUUGACGAUUGUAUAACCUUGCUUGGACGUUCGUCGCGUGGGAUUGUAUUGCUGGUGCCAUUUUUGUGUUUCUGUUAUGUUUGAUAUUUACGAAAGCAAGCUUUGUUCAUUCUGGCUGGGGUGUUGUCACAUUUCCGAUGCACGUGAACAAUACAUUAUAUUAUUUGUGA